CCCCUGGUGAUUUGAUCUAUCAACACGUAUGGUCCCAGCUCGUUCAUGCUUACUCUUCCAGAGUGACGAGUCCAACGUUCUCAUUGACACUGUAUCGGCGCAGUCGCUUUUCAACUUGCACAGUCAGGGCGGAGCAUUGCUCAAGUAGAACAGCCGGUCCGUCCUUGCAUCGCUUACAUCAGUGAAAGCGUUUCGCAUCGUCUCCAGUGCGCCUGCAGCCGUAUGAUCACUCAUAAUGUCGAGACGGAGUCGAGAUAAGAAGCCAGAGGUGGUUGAGUCCGGGCUAAGAGAAAUGAAGCUCGAAGGAAGCGAUUCCCAGGAAGAUGAGGCGCCAGACGCCAUUAGAGGGGCUGGCAUCAAAAGAGAGUCCACAACUCCCAAUGGAACUGCCUCGCCCAGAAAGUCCGGUUCAAAGUCGCCAGAGAAAACCGAACUCAAAACCCAAGAUUCCGCAAGUUCAUCACCAUCUGAAAAUAUCGACAAGGUGGAAACGGUUACGGGCGAUGUUACAGUAAAAAUGGAGCCAGGCCAGGCGCCAAAGCUUGCCCGCUCAUCUUCACAAAAGAUCAUCCCACAGCCCGCACAAUUAUUCGACCAUUUACCGGAGAAGACCACUGAGGCUACAGCAACGUUCAGCUUGAUGGCAGACUGUACCUACUCAGCAAAAUACCUCGGGGCCACUGAACAUUCUAUGGAGUGCGACUGUACAGAGGAAUGGAAUUCAUCAUCCGGUACAAAUGCGGCUUGCGGAGAAGACUCCGACUGUAUUAAUCGCGCCACAAAGAUGGAGUGUGCUCCCGACUGCGGCUGCGGAACAGGCUGCCAAAACCAGCGAUUUCAGCGAAAGGAGUAUGCCAACGUUUCUGUUAUUCAAACUGAGAAAAAAGGGUAUGGCCUUCGUGCAGAGUCGCAGUUAACGCCGCAUCAAUUCAUUUUCGAGUAUCUUGGAGAGGUCAUAAAUGAAGUCCAAUUCCGACGGCGAAUGCGAGAUUACGACGAGGAGGGGAUCAAGCAUUUUUACUUCAUGUCCCUCAGCAAGGGCGAGUUUAUCGACGCCACCAAAAAGGGAAAUCUAGGCCGAUUCUGCAAUCACUCCUGUAACCCGAAUUGCUACGUGGAUAAAUGGGUCGUUGGUGAUAAGUUGCGCAUGGGAAUAUUCGCGAAGCGAGUAAUCAGACCUGGAGAAGAGCUAGUCUUUAACUAUAAUGUCGACCGCUACGGAGCCGAUCCGCAACCAUGCUACUGUGGGGAGCCCAAUUGUACGGGCUACAUAGGAGGGAAAACGCAGACCGAGCGGGCCACCAAACUGUCCAUUGACACCAUUGAAGCCCUGGGCAUCGAAGACCACGACAGUUGGGAUACCGCCGUAGCACGUCGACCCCGCCGUAAAAAGGCGGCCGGGGAGGAUGAUGAAGAAUAUGUCAAUAACCUUGAGCCUAGAGCAUUGAACGAGGAAGGCGUCACCAAAGUGAUGGCAACCCUUCUCCAAUGCAAGGAGAAAUGGAUUGCUGUCAAGUUGCUUGGCCGUAUACAGCGCUGCAAUGAGGAGCGUGUUAUCAAUCGAGUCGUCAAAAUGCACGGCUAUCAGAUUUUGAAUUCUUCCCUUUCGUCCUGGAAGGAUGAUUUCAACGUCGUCUUGCAAAUCUUAGAAAUUCUCAACAAAUUUCCUCGCCUCACUCGGAAUAAGAUCAGCGACUCCAAGAUUGAUGUAACCGUCGACAGUCUGUUGACAUGCGGAGAUGAUCGUGUGGAGACCGGUGCAGCAGCGAUCCUAAAGGAAUGGAGCACUCUCGAAGUUGGAUAUCGCAUUCCGCGGAAAAAGCGCGACCCUAACGGCAAUGCAACACCAAGUCGGCCGGAACGUUUUGAUAGACGAGAAUCUGUCCGUGAAGAACGCAGAGAACGCUCGAAAAGUCGAUCGAAAUCACGGUCGAGGUCCCGCUCCCCUGAAGCGCCUCGUGGUCCGGCCGCUGGGAACAACCCUCGCGGCUCUGGCCAACAACGGAAGAACUUUUACAAUGGCCCUCGGGCACCACGCCGCACUUUCAAUCCACUUCCGCCAGGAUGGUUUUCUGCUGUUUCUAAUGGAAACACAUACUAUUACAGCGCCAGCGGCCAAACCACAUGGAGCCGACCCACCACGGCAGCCGCCCAACCUCCGCCUCCACCCAAGGUCAUUUCAAGCGACAAGAAGCUUCAAGAAAUUAUUGACAGCAUCACCAAAUCGGCAACUCCUAAGGAGAAGACUCCUGCCUCGGCAACGCCGCAGCAGCAACAGCCUCAAAGUCAGGCAAAAGGGCCGGAGAAGACGCCGACUAAGCCAAAAGAGAAAUGGAGGUCGUAUAACGAAGAGAAGCGAAAAAAGGUGUACGAAAAUACGGUAUGAUAUUCCCUUUCCCAUGAGUUCCUUUCUUUGCUUCAAAUAUAGUCGGUCGGCUUUGUGCAGUGUGCUGAUAAUGACAGCUUUUCCCUCAUAUUAAAUACGUCAUGGACAAGUUCAAGUCGAAGCUUCCAAGGGAGGAUCUGAAGCGCUUUGGAAAGGAGGUGAGUUAAGUGCAACACAACAAUUGUGCCGUGAUUAAUUUUUUUUUUUUUU
This is a messenger RNA of Xylona heveae TC161, 2596 nucleotides long. Its product is annotated as SET domain-containing protein. Gene Ontology annotation, cellular component: nucleus; chromatin. The transcript has 2 exons. Gene Ontology annotation, biological process: regulation of DNA-templated transcription. Gene Ontology annotation, molecular function: protein binding; histone H3K36 methyltransferase activity. The coding region runs from base 236 to 2386 and encodes 716 amino acids. The record is from RefSeq and is a predicted model, not a curated record. NCBI's taxonomy places the organism in Eukaryota, Fungi, Ascomycota, Xylonomycetes, Xylonales, Xylonaceae.